Molecule: messenger RNA, 713 nt
Organism: Arabidopsis thaliana (thale cress)
Lineage: Eukaryota; Viridiplantae; Streptophyta; Magnoliopsida; Brassicales; Brassicaceae
Exons: 1
Coding region: 136-324 (62 amino acids)
Source: RefSeq, marked reviewed
GGAGCUUAAAGUUAUGGUCUAUAUAAACCCUCGAGUGGUCUGGCUUCAGAUUUUCAACCACCAUUCAAUUUUCUAUAAAGAGAUAACAAACUUCAGAAACUUCUAGGGCCAUUUUUAUUCCGGUGCAUCCUAAUCAUGAUAUCUGUUGUAAUCAUCACUGAGUUACUUUUGGAGUACACGACGGCUCUUGCUAAACUCACCGCCGGGGUUCUUCCGAGACGGCAAGGCGACAGAAAUGUUAUACGUAUUGGCGGUUUCUCUCUGCCUUGUCCUCCUAGAUCCUCACCUGUUCCAGAUUUUUCUUCUCAUCUUGUCGAUUUCUGAACUCUGCGCUACGCCUUAAUCUCAAUUUUGGUUUUUCACCGGAGAUUAUGACUGCCAAGACUUUUUUCCCGGCGUCUGAUCUCUCCGUCUGUAGAAUACCUUUUUUGUAUUUUCUUAAAUUUUUUGUUUUGUUCCUGAAUUUUGAAUGGCUCAGAGUUGUAAAAGAUGUAUCGAAUUAUAAUAGAGACUAUGAUUUAACUCUUCAUCUUCCUGCCCUGUGUUAUUAGAAGCUGAUAAUUAAUCAUGUUUUAACAUAAAGAUAAACGCAUUUGUCUGUUUAGGUUUGUUAACUGCCUCUUAACUCAUUAUUAGGCUACUGAUUGUAUUUCGAUUCGUUGUGUUUGAGAGUAACAAAUGAGUGUACUAACUUGUUUUUUAAAAAAUUAUCG